Messenger RNA from Ceratotherium simum simum (southern white rhinoceros), 528 nucleotides. It is a transcript of the gene HSPB6, whose product is annotated as heat shock protein family B (small) member 6. Gene Ontology annotation, cellular component: cytoplasm; nucleus. NCBI's taxonomy places the organism in Eukaryota, Metazoa, Chordata, Mammalia, Perissodactyla, Rhinocerotidae. Gene Ontology annotation, molecular function: structural constituent of eye lens. The record is from RefSeq and is a predicted model, not a curated record. Gene Ontology annotation, biological process: protein refolding; response to heat; negative regulation of apoptotic process.
AGGGCGGCGGCGGCGGCGGCGGCGGCAGCGGCGGCGGAGCAGGAUGGAGAUCCCCGUGCCUGUGCAGCCGUCGUGGCUGCGCCGCGCCUCGGCCCCGCUGCCCGGGCGCCUCUUCGACCAGCGCUUCGGCGAGGGACUGCUGGAGGCCGAGCUGGCUGCGCUCUGCCCCGCCGCGCUGGCCCCCUACUACCUGCGCGCACCCAGCGUGGCGCUGCCUACCGCCCAGGUGCCGACCGACUCCGGGCAUUUCUCGGUGCUUCUGGACGUGAAGCACUUCUCGCCGGAGGAAAUCGCCGUCAAGGUGGUUGGCGAACAUGUGGAGGUGCAUGCGCGCCACGAGGAGCGCCCGGAUGAGCACGGAUACAUCUCGCGCGAGUUCCACCGCCGCUACCGCUUGCCGCCUGGCGUGGAUCCUGCCACCGUGACGUCCGCGUUGUCGCCUGAGGGUGUCCUGUCCAUCCAGGCCGCACCCGCGCCGGCCCAGGCCCCACUCCCGUCGCCGCCGGCUGCUGCCAAGUAGGGGUCUGG